AUGGCGAGCACGGCAUCGGGGGAGGAGGACGAGCUGGCGCUGGUGAAGGCUGCGGCUCGGGCGUGGUACCAGCACGGCUCCGGUAACGAGGGCCGGGCCGGCCGCGAGUUCGUCAUCCCGCGCGGUGGCGCUGCCCGCUCCCCCCGCCCCUCCCGCUACAAACUCGAGGCACUCGCCGCGGUCUCGGGAUCGCCGGAACCAGGCCCAGGGACGUCAACUUCUCUCCUCGACCUCUACGAGCUCGAGAGGAUCACGAGGGAGCUCGACCGCCUCAUCGCGGCGAGCAGCACCGCCGACGACCACCGCAUGCGGCGGAAGGAACCGGAAGAGAGGAAGGUGGUUGCUAGAAAGAUGAGCGGCUUCUGGAUGCGGCACGCGGUGGCGAUUUGCGGGACGAGAGGGGACGUGGUGGAGGCGCCGGUGCUGGCCAGCCGGCGCCGGUCAAAGCCGGCCACCGUGGUUUGA
Phoenix dactylifera (date palm) is the source of this 465-nucleotide messenger RNA. RefSeq lists its product as uncharacterized. The record is from RefSeq and is a predicted model, not a curated record. NCBI's taxonomy places the organism in Eukaryota, Viridiplantae, Streptophyta, Magnoliopsida, Arecales, Arecaceae.